GCAGAGUCUGUGGCCAAAGGCUGCUUUAUCGUAACAGUUUCUCCAUCAUUCAAUUCAUGAUCAGUCCUGAUGGACAUAUGAGAUAUGUUCUCUCUAGCUUGGAAGAGUGCAUGUUGAAUCCCUCUGGAGUUUGGACAGAUAAAUGGAGAGAAGGGUAGUGAUCAUAGGAGCAGGAAUUAGUGGCCUUCUCGCCUGCAAGUAUUCGGUCGAGAAGGGCUUUGACCCGGUGGUGUUCGAGGCCGAGGACCGCAUCGGGGGAGUCUGGAAUCGCACCAUUCAAUCGACCAAGCUGCAGAAUGUGAAGGACGGCUUCCGGUUCUCGGACUUCGAUUGGCCGGCCUCUGUGCAGGAGAUAUUCCCCAGCCACACUGAAGUCCUGGACUAUGUUGAGUCCUAUGCUCGGCACUUCAAUUUAUAUCCUUACAUCAAGUUCUAUUCCAGAGUGAUUAACGUCGAUUUCGUUGGGGAGUCAUUCGAAGAGAUGAAGACGUGGGAUUUGUGGGGCGGGACGGGGAUGGCAUUUGGCUCGAAAGGGAAGUGGCACAUUACUGUCCUGGACACAGAGACAAAUGCCACAGAGGUUCACCAAGCUGAAUUUGUUAUUCUCUGCAUCGGACGGUUCAGCGGGCUUCCUAACAUUCCGGAGCUCCCACCAGCCUAUUGCUCCAAAGUGUUCGAUGGCAAGGUGAUGCAUUCAAUGGAAUAUUCAGAUAUGGAGAAAUCUGCAGCUGCUGAGUUGAUUAAAGGAAAGCGAAUCACAAUUGUCGGUUCGCAGAAAUCGGCAGUGGAUUUAGCAGUCGAAUGUGCAGAAGCAAAUGGAGUCAAGUACCCUUGUGUGAUGAUCCAGAGGAAUCCUCAUUGGUUGCUGCCCGGCAACGGCUUCUUAAUAUCUCACGUUGGUCACUUGUACUUCAAUCGAUUUGCUGAGCUGUGUCUUCAUAAGCCGGGACAAAACGUCCUGUACUGGCUUCUAGCCACAGUGCUUUCGCCAUUGAGAUGGGGCAUCUCGAAAUUCUCGGAAAUCUAUCUCCAGUGGAAACUCCCGUUGAAGAAGUACGGAAUAGUACCGAGACACAGCUUUCUUGAGGACAUGUCUUCGUGUCAAAUCGGCAUGCUGCCCGACAAUUUCUAUGAUAAAGUUGAGGAGGGAAGCAUCCUAAUCAAGAGGUCGCAGAGCUUUCGCUUCUGCAGGGAAGGUCUGAUAGUGGGCGGAGAAGACAAACCGAUCUCGAGCGAUCUCGUGAUCCUUGCCACCGGAUAUAAAGGCGAUCAGAAGCUCAAGAACAUUUUCAGAUCUUCAGUCUUUCAAAAGUACCUCGUCCCUUCACCUACUUCAACCAUUCCUCUUUACAGGCAGGUGAUUCAUCCUCGGAUUCCGCAGCUCGCAAUUAUAGGAUACGCGGAGGGCUUUGCAAACCUGCCGUCUUUUGAGAUCAGAUGCCAGUGGCUUACGCACCUCCUCGAUGGGAACAUCAAGCUACCGAGCAUUGGGGCAAUGGAAAAGGACACAGCCAGGUGGGAAAGUCACAUGAAGCGAUAUGGCAGGAGGAACUUCCGGAGAUCAUGCGUUCUAACCACCAACAUUUGGUACAAUGACCAGCUGUGCAAGGACAUGAACUGCAAUCCCAGAAGAAAGAAGGGGUUUUUGGCCGAGUGGUUCCAACCUUAUGGACCAGCUGAUUAUGCAGGCCUCACUGAUCAGAAACGCUGAACAACAAACAUGUCCUUAUGAUCGGUGAUGAGUUCUGAACAAAGACAUUAUCCUCCUUAUGAUCAGUGAUGAAUUCGACAUUUUGCUUGUAAUAUUUUGUAUUGCAAAAGUCUACAAGAUUCAAGUCAUAUGAAUG
Eucalyptus grandis is the source of this 1847-nucleotide messenger RNA. RefSeq names its product putative flavin-containing monooxygenase 2. Bases 143 to 1711 code for a protein of 522 amino acids. The transcript is spliced from 5 exons. Gene Ontology annotation, molecular function: N,N-dimethylaniline monooxygenase activity; flavin adenine dinucleotide binding; NADP binding. The record is from RefSeq and is a predicted model, not a curated record. NCBI's taxonomy places the organism in Eukaryota, Viridiplantae, Streptophyta, Magnoliopsida, Myrtales, Myrtaceae.